Molecule: messenger RNA, 2669 nt
Organism: Porites evermanni
Lineage: Eukaryota; Metazoa; Cnidaria; Anthozoa; Scleractinia; Poritidae
Source: the annotation of a GenBank genome assembly
AUGGGGAGCUUUUUCAAUGCCAGUUUCUCCACGUCUUCUCCGAGUACACUUUCCAAGACUUUACAAACUAUUGUUUUAUGUCCAACAUUCGUAGCAAACUUGUUAGGGAACGUCUGCGUUUGCCUGGCUGUUGCUCGUGUGCGCUCCCUCAAACUUAGGCCUAGCUCCUCUAUCCUUGCCAGCCUAGCGGUCUCAGACCUCUUCAUGUCAUCCUUCCUCGUCUUCCGUUUAAUCUGGUUAUACGACUUGAAAGCAGCGUCUCAGGUUUGCCAAUGGUUCUUAGUUUUGCUGGGAGCACUAACGUACAUAAGUAUUCUUCAUAUUUGCUUUCUCAGCUGCGAUCGCUAUGUCGCCGUUGUUUAUCCGCUUCGGUACAUGACAAUCAUAACCAAUCGACUUAUCAAAUGGACCCUGAUGAUGUGCUGGUGUGCUCCAACGCUAUCUCUACUGAUGGUUCCCAUGGUAUAUCAGAAGGCUGGCCGUGCGUCAUUCAGGUCAAGCUUGCUUGGUUGUUCUGUUUCGGACAGCACCAGUGAUGAGCCUUCACUCUUUCACGGAGUCCAUCUUGUCUUCAACAUCUCUUUUUUUGUCUUGAUUCCUUUCGUCAUGAUGUUGUUUGUUUACAGUCGUAUCGCUAAGAUCUCCUGGUCCCAGAGCCACCGACUUGAACCCGGAGAAAACUUGAAUCCCGAAACUGCUGAGUUGAGGAGAAGGAAAAGAAAAGAGAUGAAAUGGAUGAAGACUAUAGGUAUGAUAUCUACCCUACUUCAAUUUUUGUCAAUUGCAUGCUAGUCUCGCUUGGGGUGCAAGGGGUCUGAGGGCUUUGCCUCCAGCGGCCCCUCCCUCCCCUCACCUCCCCUGCCUUAUUACAGCCACCAGGCUAGGAGAUUAAACAAUAUAGUAAUUAAAAUAAAUGUAUUCAUUGCCAGAAAUAGUGGACAUUUCGCGCCCGUGAUUAAUUGUCAGCGGAAUCUCAUUUCCAAAAUGGCGGACAAAAACGAUCGUAGUCAGGGAAAGCGUAUCCCCUGGGAUUUUUUAAAUAAUUUGAGCUCUGUGGAUCUGUUUUACGAAGAAAAAAGCUGGAAUGAAACUUCUUGCAAGAAAUUGUUAGGUUUAUACUCGGCCGAGCGGCUGAUAGCAACAAAACAGUACGCGGCUGUACCUUUCGUGACAUUUUCGUGACAUUUUCGUGACAAUAUUUUGUUUUAAAACCAAGCCUGGUAUUCUAAUCGAGGAUUUUUGAAUGCCUGGAACCUAGUUUAUAUCCCGUGAAGCAUCUCUGGAGUUGUAGCAACAACCAAAAUGGCGAUUCGGUGAGGUUUGGAGUUGUGAAGCUUUGUCCGACCGAAAUAAGUCAUUCGCAACUAUGGCGUCCAUUACUGGACUACAGAUGGAAAACUGAGGGAAAUAAUGCGCCUUUGGAAGUAUUUUCCAGUGCAAAAAUCGUCCUUUUAACGACUGUUUUGGAAACAUCUUCCAUCGCAGAAGUGAUAUCGAGUCGUGCAAAUUUACUUCAGUGAAGGGUUUAUCCUCUAAUCGACGAGUAUUUCGCAUGACUUCGGCAAGAUUUUAAGACAAUGUAUGGAGAAAUGGAGCGUACAACGAGAGAUAAAAGUGGCCACUUCGGGAAGUAAGUAAACCUACUUCUAAUUAGCUAUUUUUAACCCAGAUGCGAAGGUUGCACAGCACUUAACAUGUUUCGAGUCGUGCACCGAACACCCGUGAGCUCAUAAUCGAUAUAUUUGAAAAAGUUUCCUUUUCUCCAUACAUUUUCUUAUACGAAUUCGCAGCCAUUGUGGCCUUGGUGCGCACGCGCAACCGCCAUCUUGUCCCUAAUUUCUGGCAAUGAGUAUGAGUGGGCAUUGUGACAGUGACUCGCAAUCCGGUGUUCCCGGUUUCGAAUCCAGCUCUGACCACUUGCUGUUCUCGGUUGUCCGGAGUUCAAAACCUCGGCUACGCUCGUAAAAAGCCAACGGGCAUGGUUGUCUCCUGUCAGUUAGGCUUUUUAUCCCUGUUGUGUUUCUAUUUGUUUGUUUCUAAUUAUUUAAGUGGAGUGCCUGUAAACUAGCUGGAUGAGCUAAGUGCACUCUCCACUAUAAACAAACCUUCAACUUUUAAGCUGUUUUUAACUGAUUAUCUCAACAGUUAUGGUCCUUGGUUUGUUCGCUCUUUGCUAUCUUCCGGGAUUCGUCUCCGUGGUAGUCUCAGUCAAAACCGGCAUGAGUCGAAUCCCUGUGGUACUCCGAGACACUGUUGUACUUCUGAUAGUGGUGCAGAGCGUGCUCAACCCAAUUAUUUACAUGGUCAGAUCGAACGAGUUCAAGCGUGCUUUCCUGAAAUUUUUCGGAAGAGCUCCUGUUGUACCCCAGGUUGAAAGAAAUAACACCCUGACCGCGCGUUCCCCUCCGUCACGUAUAGAACUAUCAGUUGUAUGCCAUGUGCGAAAUGAUCGCGGCGUGCCAUCGUUAUUAGUUCAACCAAUCCAGGAAACUCCUCUAGCGGCAAAAAUUGCUGGAGCAUUCCUGACUAACCCGUCCCUCCAUCUGUCACUUGACUAUUGCCAUGACGAUCGUCGACCAUCAUUCCUAGCUGUCCCAACUCCUGAUCCUUCAUCUCCAUCGAGGGAACAGAUUGAACAUUUCUUUGACAAUGUGAGCUUCCGCUUCUAG